Myxocyprinus asiaticus (Chinese sucker) is the source of this 4459-nucleotide messenger RNA. Its product is annotated as natural killer cell receptor 2B4-like. The record is from RefSeq and is a predicted model, not a curated record. Lineage: Eukaryota; Metazoa; Chordata; Actinopteri; Cypriniformes; Catostomidae. Bases 160 to 1407 code for a protein of 415 amino acids. The transcript has 9 exons.
CAUUCCAUUGGAGACAGUCGUGUACUUUCCUCUUAAUAUCGAAUUGAAACCAGCUGAAAGUUUGUGCUGAAAUCUGAUAUUGGUUGUUAUUGCUUAAAAAUGUAAUUUAUUACACCACGUGUUAUGUGGAGUUUUAGGUUUUCUUUUACAUUUUGAGGAAUGUUUGGAAACGCUAUUUUCUUCUGUUUGUGUAUGUUGAUCGGGUUUAAUGGUGUGUUUGGUGUUGAUACAGAUGGAUUGAAGUCAGUGUCGGUGAUGGAGGGAGAUUCUGUCACUCUACACACUGAUCUUACUGAAAUACAGAGAGAUGAUCUGAUAGUGUGGAUGUUUGGACCUAAUGAGACUCAAAUAGCUCACAUUAUUAAACAGUUCAGCUUGAGCUUUAUAGAUGAUGGUGAUGAUGGAAGAUUCAGAGACAAACUGCAGCUGGAUUAUCAGACUGGAUCUCUCAUCAUCAGAAACAUCACAAUCAAACACUCUGGACUUUAUAAACUACAGAUCAUCAGUAACAGAGGAACUUCAUACAAGAGAUUCAGUGUUACUGUAUACGCUCCUCUUCCUGUUCCUGCCAUUACCAAUAACUCUUCAGUCUGUUCAUCAUCAUCAUCAGAGAGAUCGUCACUCUCUAAAUGUGUGUUGGUGUGUUCAGUGGUGAAUGUGACACAGGUGACUCUCUCCUGGUACAAAGGAAACAGUUUAUUCUCCUCCAUCAGUGUGUCUGAUCUCAACAGCAGUCACUCUCUACCUCUGGAGGUGGAAUAUCAGGAGAACAACAUCUACAGCUGUGUGGUGUCCAAUCACAUCAGAAACCAGACUAAACAUCUCAACAUUACUGAAGUCUGUCAGAUGUGCUCAGCUCCUCUUCCUGUUCCUGCCAUUACCAAUAACUGUUCAUCAUCAGAGAGAUCGUCACUCUCUAAAUGUGUGUUGGUGUGUUCAGUGGUGAAUGUGACACAGGUGACUCUCUCCUGGUACAAAGGAAACAGUUUAUUCUCCUCCAUCAGUGUGUCUGAUCUCAACAGCAGUCACUCUCUACCUCUGGAGGUGGAAUAUCAGGAGAACAACAUCUACAGCUGUGUGGUGUCCAAUCCCAUCAGAAACCAGACUAAACAUCUCAACAUUACUGAAGUCUGUCAGAUGUGUUCAGGUGAUUUAUUCAGAGUGAUUGCCUCAGUGAUUCCUGCGGUACUUCUGGCUGUACUCGCAGUGGGGAUGUUCAUUCUCUACAAGAAACACAGAAGAACAGGGCAAAAAGGAAAUUAUUUUGAAUCACCUGUGCAUGCAGCGGAACCAGUUCAGACAGAAGAGGAAGAGGUACAAUACGCUGAAACAACAUUUUAUAAACGAGUACAAAACAAGAUGGCUAAUGGGACAGAAGAGACGAUAUACAUCAGCGUCAUCACAUGAGACACUGAUCAAAGAAACAGCAGGAUCUCAUUUCACCACAGUACUUUUGUACACCCAAAUCUGUUUGGUUUAUAACACUGGAUUGUGCAGAAGAAAUACUGAAUGACCAAAUAUGUGUAUCUGGAUUAAUUAGGGGCCAAACACUGUUAAAACUCUGCCCAUUACAGUGGCUGCCAUCUUGGAUUAUGACGUUUACAGUUUAUGCUUUUCAUGGGUUAGCAUGCCAACCAGUGCUUUUGUGUACUCAUGCUAAACUUGUGAUGUCUCUUUGGCAGUGUAAAGAUGUGACAGCCAAGUGGUUCAGUGGGUAAAGCAGUAGACUGUGGCUUAAAAGGUCGUGAGUACGAAUCCAGCAAAGAAGGGUUUUGAAAAUUUUAGUUCUGUUGAUCUCUGUUGAGUUUUCAUGUUGUACUUAUUAUAAUGUAAGCCAUACUUCACUGCAUAAUUCCUGCUUCAAUUCAAAGUUACAGCUUUGCUGUAACAAUGUUUUCUCAGCAAUCAUUACAGUAUGUUCUCUCAACUUUCAAUGUCUCUUUGACAUCAGUCACACUUGUCAGUUGUGUAGCGCUCUGGCACUGUUGUUAGAGCUCUGGAUUAUGGUUCUGGAGAAUGUUAGCUUGAGUCCUGCAAAGACUGGUUUUAAAAAUUGUACUUCUGUUGAACUUUGAGUCUUCAUGUUGUGCAUACUACAGUGAGCCUACAUUGUAGUAUGCAAAACAUGAUGACUCAAAGUUUUCUUCACUAAUUAAUUCCUACUUCAAUUAAAAAACCCUUAGCUGCAACAACAAAAAAUGUUCAACAGUAGUUAUGUACUCUUAACUUAGAAUGUCUCUUUGGCUAUGUUCAGACUCGGAAUCCGAUCUCAUGAUUGACUGUCUGCACUGUGUAUCGCAACUGAUCAGAUCCAAUUUGUGUGUCCCAUGGCUAUCGUCAUUUUCUGGCAUAUCUGCAUUGGUUGCAAUGAUGUUGUGUCAGUAUGCGAAAAACAACAUGGAGGGGAAUGGAAUAGAGAUUUUAGCUUAUAGCAUGGCAAUGUGUACCUGCGGCGCUGGACUACGCCAUAUGAGGCAGCAGCAGAGAUGGAGGAGGCUGACAUGCGCCGCUUUAUUUCAUGCUGCCGUCUCCACCGGUAUCAUAGUUCAAAGCGGUGUGUGGUCAAGACAGAGUAGCAGUGACUGGUGCAGUAGUGUAGUCUAGGGCAUACGCAGGCAUAUGCCAUAUGCCCACCUAUCUUUCUUAGGAUUUUGCAUAUGCCCACCUAAAAAAAAGUGAUGAUACAUAUGGUGCCAGAACAACGAGUAGGCUUUUUCAAUCUACUAACGCGAUGCCGCAGCACCAUUGAGUGAAUUGUGUUUUUUAUUUUAUUUUAAAAAGUGUACAGAGAUUCUCUCUAAAUGCGCACGGAGCUGCGGGAGGAGGGAGCGCAACUGAUGGCACUGGCAAGACAGACAGUCCGUCAUUUCAGACGUGAUUGGAUAUUUUCUAACAAGUCAUAUUUUCAAUUUCAGUAAGGGGUGGGACAUUUCCAGCGUCCCUGGAGUAACCAUAAUUUGCACUGUAAUUUCCCUGCUAAACAUAUAUAUAUAUAUAUAUAUAUAUAUAUAUAUAUAUAUAUAUAUAUAUAUAUAUAUAUACAUAUAUAUCUUAUGCAAUUAAACUUUGUGCAAAUACAGCAUGUUAUUGCACAAGUGCCAAUUUUUGAUGCUCUUCACAGAUGCUGGACAACUGUCUCCCAUAAUUAUAUACAUUAUAAAGGUAUGGUCUUUCAUAAGUUCACAGUAUGCCCACCACACCACUGCUCAUGUGGUAGCCACCUUUGAUGAAAUGAUGUGACUGUCGAACUUCAGAAUGCAUGCGGGAAGAUUCCAUUAAUAAUAUUCUCAGCUAGACCUACACUCCACCACCACACAUCUUAUAUUCCCCACCACUGCCAGCAUGUUUCCUUCAACAAUGUGGGACGUAUAAUGUGUCUUUACGUAGCAUGAAAAAGUGACCUACGGCAAAUAGCCACUUGAGAUAUGAUCAGAGCGGAUUUCCGGAAAUUUGAUUUGAAUUAGUAUUUCAAACCACAUAUGAAUGUAGCUUGAAAUUAAUUUGUAAAAAUCUUAUUUCGUGUGUUUGCUGGUCAGACUUGCUAAAUAUAAUCAUAUUCCAAUCAGAUAUGCACAAAAAUCGGAUAUGGACAGACAGUCUGAACAUAGUCUUUGACAUCAGUCAGACUUUUUGAUUGUGUGGCAGAGUGGUUAGAGCUCUGGACUGUGGUUCCAAAGAAUGUUCAAGUCCGAUAAAGGACGAAUUAAAAAACUUUACUUCUGUUGAACUUUCAGUCUUCAUGUUGUGCUUACUAUUAUGCAGGCCUUACUUCACUGCUAAAUGUCUGCUUAAAUUCAAACCACAAAACAUUUAUCAGCAAGCAUUUUGUACUCUCAACUUUGAAUGUCUCUUUAGCACCAUUUAUACUUGUCAGUUGUGUGGUGCAGUGGUUAAAGCUCUGGGUUUUGGUUCAAAUUACUGGGUGAAACCCAGAAUUGAUCCCAGCCUCUAGUCUUGUUGUGCCCAAUCAUUGCUGCUUGCAGCUAUAGUUUUACUUUGUUUUUCAUUUCUACUCAUUUGAUAUUCAUUCCACUUUUUAUUGUGAAUUUAGUAUUUUUUGCAUCUGUUUAAAGGUGUUAAAUAGAUUGUUAAUGGUGUCUUUAAUUUCAGUUUGGGAGCCAGAGAUAUUUAAGCCUGAAGCCUGAAGGACUGUGUUUCUUUUCUAACUGAAAGAACUGGACUGAUUUGUUUUUCUUUUUUUUUUGCAUAUCCAGAUUCCCCUAUGACGAACAAAUAAACAUUUGCAUUCAGACCCUGUGAGAGUCACAACAGUGAGCACAAAAACAAGCUAAAGCUUAUUGAACCACUGAUGUAUUAACUGGAGAGACAAAAUAUGUAAAAUAAGUUAAAUUAAUUACUCUGCACAUUAUAUGGCUUCUGAUUUAUUUUGAUGUAUCUAAUGCUAUUAAGUUCAAAUUAAGUUUUGGACUGUACCUUAAAAUAAAUACAUGUUACUUUA